Myxocyprinus asiaticus (Chinese sucker) is the source of this 3303-nucleotide messenger RNA. Its product is annotated as angiomotin-like 2a. Gene Ontology annotation, biological process: establishment of cell polarity involved in ameboidal cell migration; hippo signaling; regulation of cell migration. NCBI's taxonomy places the organism in Eukaryota, Metazoa, Chordata, Actinopteri, Cypriniformes, Catostomidae. The transcript has 10 exons. Gene Ontology annotation, cellular component: cytoplasmic vesicle; plasma membrane; bicellular tight junction. The record is from RefSeq and is a predicted model, not a curated record. Bases 106 to 2235 code for a protein of 709 amino acids.
GCGCGCGCCGACCAGCUCACAACCCAACCAGACCUGAACGCGCGCACACACAAUUGUGAGAUAAACCAUAUACAGACGAUAUCAGGACGAUUAUUUGGAUUAUAAAUGCCAUUGACAGAAACUGUUUGGAAUGAAAGUAUUGGCAGGUCCAGUUCAGAUAAUAAACACAAAAUGAGAGGUGAAGAAGCAUCUAGCACUGUCCUGCACAGACUGAUCCAAGAGCAGCUUCGCUAUGGAAAUCCCACAGAUGCCCACGCACUCAUAGCCAUCCAGCAGCAGGCCCUGCGACGAGGAGGAGGCAUUGGAGGAGCUAGUUCUCCACAGUCCUCAUCUGAGAGCCUUAGCCAGGAGGAGCCCCAUUCUCCUCAGCUCUCUGCCCGCCAAGAGCCCCAGGGUCAGGAGCACCGGGUGGACUACCAACAAUCUGAGAACUACACAACAUACCCCCACCAUGGCGAGAAGCUGCCCACCUAUGAACAAGCCAAGGCACAGUCCCAGUAUUUGGCCUCCCAGUGCCAACCACAAAGGGGCUGCUCACUACAGGACAAUGUAACCAAUCAGAAGCUCUGUGAGGAAGAGGAUAGCUGGGAUACAAAGCGGGGCCAUGCAUGUUCACUCAGUGAGCGGCUUCUGCAGCUCUCUUUAGAGCACAACACUAGCAAAUCUUCUGCCUUUGGCUCCUUCUAUAGUUACCCUCAGAUAUAUCAUGCGAACCAGCACUUUGAACAUAGCCAGCAAGGCUUGGAGAGCUAUAAGCAGGGUCCUCAUACUGAGUACCCAUUUGCUGUACAGCCACAAGGAUUCAUGCUAAGACAAGCUCUGGAGUAUGAUCAAUGUUACAGACCUCCACCACCAUUCCAUUCCCAGCACAACAGAAAUGUGCCAUCUACGCAGACACCAGAGGUUUGUCAUAUACUCUCCAAAUCACCCCUUGCUGGCAGGGAGGUCUUAGGUUGCAGCCGCAGUCAAAUGGAGAUGCUCAUGAAAGAGAAUAAGAGACUGAGACAAGAGCUGGAGGGACACUCUGAGAAAGCCCUCAAAAUUCAGAAGCUGGAACAAGAGAUCCAGAGGAUCUCAGAGGCCUAUGACACUCUGAUGCAGGGCUGUGCUAAAAGAGAAACCCUGGAGCAAGCACUGAGAAACAAGCUGAUGGGUGAGAUCAAGAGGCUGCAACAUUCAAACAUUCAAGCGGCAAAGGACGUUGAAGCUGCUGACCAGAACCAACACGUUAUUGUCAGGCUUCUUCUGCAGAAUGAAGAGCAGCAGCUGCAGUGUGCACGUCUGGAGCAGGAGGUGCAGCAUCUGCAAAACGAAGCAGAGAAGCAGCAGCGCAGGAGUGAGGCCCUGGAGACCACGCUGAAGUCCACACAGACGCACAGCCAGCAGCUGUGGAUCGAGCUGCAGCGGAAGAGCGCAUAUGUGGAGAAGGUUGAGCGUCUACAGGGGGCUUUGGCUCAACUGCAAGCAGCCUGUGAGAAGAGAGAAGGGCUGGAAAUUCGCCUGCGGACACGGCUUGAACAGGAACUGCGCAGUCUACGAAAUCAGCAGAGACAGCCUCAGCCAGUCAGUGGAAUGUCCCAUAUGAGUGUGUCCACUCUACAGGAGCUUCUGCGUGAGAAAGAAGAGUGCAUCCUGUCCCUGGAGGCUGACAAGACACGCUGGGAGCAGAAAUACUUGGAGGAGAAGACCAUGAGGGAGUUUGCGUUGGAUGCUGCUGCCACCGCUGCAGCUCAAAGAGACACCACCAUCAUCAACCAUUCACCCUGCCAUUCCUCCAACAGCAGUUUUAUUGAGGAGCUUCCAUCAUCUGAGCACAGGAACCAGGAGGUAGAGAACAGGAUUCGUGCUCUGUACACCCAGAUCCUGGAGAAGGACACAGUUAUUGACAUCCUAAAGAAGAGGCUGCAACAGGAGCAGGGGAAUGGAGAGUUAGGACGCCUCCGCCCAGCCACUUCUGUGCCCUCCAUCAGCACCUUACAUCACACUGAGACAUGCAUUGGCCAGGGCAAUGGGAAGAGUCAUUCAGAUGAACAGACAGCUGGUACGUCAUGUUCCAAACUCGCUCUGGUAGCAGCCCGGGGACAGUCUGAGCCAGUUUACUCAGAGAAACACACCACAGAUCAAGCCCCCACCACAGAGUCCAACUCCAAUAACAUGCAGCAACCAUCUCCACCUAUGGAUCUCUUCAAGGGUUUGGAUGAUAUGGAGGCUGAAGCAGUGGAGAUCUUCAUAUGAUGAAGAGCAAACACUUGGACAAAUGCAUGCCAGAUGAACUGCCCUGCAAAAUAUAUGCAUUUAACCUGUAUGAGAAGGUCUCAGAGAGAUUCAGACUAAAUGGCACCACACCACUAUAUUGUGUUGAAUCAAGCAAAUAGCAGAGCUGCUCAGAAGUCUCAUAUGAAUGAGGGAGCAGAGCUCUCCUCACACAAUAAACUGAAUGGAUGUUUUGUGCAGUCUGAAUGGAAAGUUUGUCAAUGUUCAAGAAUCCAGCAGGGUACAAACUCCCAAAUUAUCAACCUUUUGAGGGUUUUGGGGGCUACAGAAGACUGGCUAUCCUCCUGGCUAACUUUCUAUUGCUUACCUCUUUCCUCUGAAAAGAAUUCACCAAUGCAUUGUCCCUUCUCUCACCAGACCUGUGGUAACUUCACCACAUUCUAGUUUCAUUGACUUUCUCAUUGAGGCUGAGGCUCUCGCAUGUACUUUUUCCACCCCACCCUUAUUGAUUGUUAUAAAUGGGAACAUUUUUCUCAUGUUUUUCUAUUUAUGACAGCAACGCCCUUAAGCAAAGAGAUUAUUUUACAUUCUACACAGCAGGAGAGGCCUCGUUGCAUUUAUAUAAAUGAAAUGCUAAAUACUGCCACAUCAAUGCACAAGACAAAACAAAUUACAUAGAAGACUAAAAGAACUCUGUCAGAGAGAGUUUUUUUUUUUUUUUUUACUAUAUAAUAUACUAUUGCUUUCCUGUAUUUUGUUUUUGAAUGUGUAUGCUCUCAAAUAGCACCUUUGCUGGUCAAGGUGUCAGAGAUAGCAUUGUAUUAUGCUAUGAACAGCUGCAUUCUGUUGUUUACAGUUACUAUGUUUCAAAGUAAAUUGUUAAUAUAUUUUGUAACAUAUAUUUUGUGUUGUUGGAAUUUAAUGCUGAGGAUCGGAUGCCAAAAAGCAUUUCAGUAAAGUUGUGUGUUCCAAACACACGACCAAGGGUUGAGCUCUCCUAUUUAAUCCACGAAAGAUGUGAAUGUUCUGAAACAUUUCAUGAAUUCACAAUAAAACUAUUAAUAUAUAGAAAAAAAUGAAAUAUGCAUG